AUGCGCCGAUGGUAUAUUUCUUAAUUGCUCAUUGCGUUAUCGGGGCUGCUUCCAACAUUUAUAAUAAGCAUUAUCAUAACAAUAACAGGCUAGUAACUCGCGCUGUCCGCGAUAACGUCUCGUUCCUCAGUCGGAUGCUGUUCUUGAGAGCAAACAGUUUUAUUUUCCUCUUGAUCGGUGUGAAGUGUCAGUGUUCUAUUUUUAAGUAGAUAAUUGUGUGUAUGCUUUGAAGAAGAUACAUUGUUAAGUGUCAGCAUGGUGGUGGUGCUGAACGGGGUGCUGGCGGACGAGUGUCCCACGUCGGUGCGCGCCUUGCUGAGCGCGCACCCCGGCUACCGGGACGCGGCCGCGCAGCUGCUCGCGGCGGCCCCCAGGGUGGUGGGGACACCCGGCCUCUUGUACGUGGGGCAGCGGGAGCUGGCGGCCGUGGUGCCGCACGAUAAAAAUGUGAACAUCAUCGGUUCAGAUGACGCCACGUCAUGUAUUAUAGUCGUUGUGAGGCAUUCAGGAUCAGGAGCAGUCGCCCUAGCUCACCUCGACGGCUCCGGCACGGCAGAGGCUGCAGCAGCCAUGGUGGCGAGGGUCCAACAGUUAGCAGUCGGCUACCCUGAAGGCAGAUUGGAGCUACAACUGGUUGGAGGUUUCACCGACCCACAUAGAUACUCGGAUGAGCUGUUCGCGAAUAUCAUGUUAUCAUUCCACCGGCUGUCCGUGGAGAUCGACUUAACCCUCGCGUGCUGCUGCGAGCUGAACACGGCGCUCGGCGGCGGCGCGCCGGCGCCGCUGGUGACCGGCGUCGGCGUCGACAUCCGCCACGGCGACCUGUUCCCCGCCACCUUCCCCGACAAGGGACCCGAGCUGCCAUUACGAGGAGCGAGGACUAUCACCGGAGGUCCACAUUCCGCUCAGGUGUUGGACAUAUACGACAACGCAGUGGGCAUGCUCCGCAUCGGGCCUUUCAACUACGACCCACUCCGCGGGGUGGACUUAUGGCUCGAGCAGUCGGACGACUUCAUUCUGCAACACUUGAGCACUACGCCGGCUGUGGAACCUCCACAUUUCGUACAUCACAUCCGCGCCACGCUGAAGUUUAUCCAGCAGCAUCCGUUCCCGGCCGUGACCGUGUUCGCCGACAACCGCCCGCACUACUACCGGCGCGAUGAACAGAGCGGGUGCUGGGCUCCAGUCCGGUUCUAAACCGGUUAUAUCCGGGUUUGAGG
This is a messenger RNA of Cydia amplana, 1220 nucleotides long. It is a transcript of the gene Ntan1, whose product is annotated as protein N-terminal asparagine amidohydrolase. The coding region runs from base 256 to 1197 and encodes 313 amino acids. Gene Ontology annotation, cellular component: nucleus. Lineage: Eukaryota; Metazoa; Arthropoda; Insecta; Lepidoptera; Tortricidae. Gene Ontology annotation, biological process: ubiquitin-dependent protein catabolic process. Gene Ontology annotation, molecular function: protein-N-terminal asparagine amidohydrolase activity. The record is from RefSeq and is a predicted model, not a curated record. The transcript has 8 exons.